GCGUCAUCGGACACGGCCGCAAAUAAAUCGCCGACGGAACGCGACUAUUUGCCUUCAUGUACUUCGCACAAUACCAAUAAGCAGUGGACGAUGAUGAAGCUCGGUGCUACCAGGAUCUGCACCAGUGUCAGAUCUGUCAACGCCAGAGCCGGGCCCUCGCAUUAUCGUCUAAUCUGCCCAACCCGGAGCUUCCAUUCCAGCACCUUGCGCUCGGAAGCGCAACUGGAUCCCCGCCUGGAAGACCUGGGAAAAGUUAUCCGUGAUGAAUAUGCAGUGGUGCGGGAUAGUUAUGAUGCCCCCAAGAAUCCUGUUGUUCUGGCGCAUGGCCUCUUCGGGUUCGAUACGUUGCGCCUGGCCGGACGGUAUCUCCCUGGUGUCCAGUACUGGCGUGGGAUUACGGAGGCCCUGUCAAUGAAAGGGGUCGAGGUCAUUACCGCGACGGUCCCCCGUCAGGCUCUAUUGAGAUGCGCGCCGAGGAGCUGGCGAAAGACAUCGCUGUUGGUGCGCGGGGGAAGAGUGUUAAUAUUAUUGCUCAUAGCAUGUGGACUGGAUUCCCGGUACAUGAUCAGUCGCUUGAAGCCUACAGAUUUCAAGGUGUUAUCCUUGACGACGAUAGCGACUCCCCACAGAGGAUCCUCGAUUGCGGAUUAUGCAUUCAGCCAAAUUGGAGGCGAUCGCUUAGCCCAGAUGUACUACGCCCUGGAGCAACUGAAAGUCGAGACUGGGGCAUUUUCCCAGCUGACGCGCGAGUACAUGGAGAAUACGUUCAACCCCGCUACCCCUGACAUUGAGGAUGUGCGGUAUUUUUCCUACGGGGCGGCUAUGCAGCCGAAACUGUGGUCCGUCUUCCGCCUGUCCCACCGCAUCCUUCAGCAGAUCGAGGGCUACAAUGACGGGCUUGUCAGCGUGGCUAGUAGCCGGUGGGGAGGACCGCACGGCUACAAGGGCACGUUGGUCGACGUCAGCCACCUGGACCUGAUCAACUGGACCAACCGGUUGAAGUGGUUGGUUGGGGAGAUCACAGGCAACCGACGAAGAUUCAAUGCUAUUGCGUUCUAUCUUGACAUAGCUGGUAUGUUGAAAGAGGUAAUAUGUAUCGUGCAAAUGACGAUGUGGCUGACAACUCGUGUCUCAGACAUGCUUGCCAAGGAAGGGCUGUGAAGGGAGAACUAUUGGGAGAAUUGGGGAGAAACUCUGAUGCCUAUAUGCGAGGUCUGCAUUGGAAGCUUGGCCGCGCCCAACUCGUUGCGGAGAGACGGUAAUGGGCAGUGGAUGCGAUGCCCCAUCCGUGAUGGUCCACCUCUUUCGGGCUAUAUGCUGCUUUGGUCUGGAUCGAUCCAAGACGCCGUUUGGGGGAUACCUGAUUCCGCGCGUUACCGGGGUUGUGAUAAGAGGGUGGCGGUGCAAACCGGAUCCCCGUAGAAAUUCUAUGGGUCCUAAUCAGAACAAGCC
Aspergillus campestris IBT 28561 is the source of this 1452-nucleotide messenger RNA. Its product is annotated as triglyceride lipase. The transcript has 8 exons. Bases 91 to 1161 code for a protein of 356 amino acids. The record is from RefSeq and is a predicted model, not a curated record. Lineage: Eukaryota; Fungi; Ascomycota; Eurotiomycetes; Eurotiales; Aspergillaceae.